CCGAUACUGAAAGUCCGAAAUGCUCUCACCAGCACAAUCCUCUCUUGUCAGUCAUGUCUUGGUAGCGUCUUUGCCUUGCGCACUGUCCCAGCGCCCGCCGUCAAUUGGGUUUUCCUCACACCAUCCCGACCUUAGGUUCGUCACACCUAGUGUGCUGCUGCAGCCACAGCACGCGACAAACCACAUAUCGGCAUCCAGAACCUCCUUCACGCCGACCAUGGUGCAUCAGCGACGCGCAGAAUUUGAAGAUUUCGAUGAGCCACAGCGAACGGCUCUGUUGUACGAGGCGGGUGUUGCUGUUCGGCCGCCCAAAGAUGUGAUACCACGAAAUGUAUCUGUUGUUACUGUGGAAGACCCCUGAGCACGUGCUUAGUACCUUCAAGCGGUGGUCGAGCAUGUUUAAAUGUUGAAGUUGCGUUUCGAAAUUGC
Lindgomyces ingoldianus is the source of this 429-nucleotide messenger RNA. RefSeq lists its product as uncharacterized. The record is from RefSeq and is a predicted model, not a curated record. Bases 20 to 361 code for a protein of 113 amino acids. The transcript has a single exon. NCBI's taxonomy places the organism in Eukaryota, Fungi, Ascomycota, Dothideomycetes, Pleosporales, Lindgomycetaceae.